AGCUCGUGUGCACAUGUUUCGGUCGAAGUAAACAGAACACGGUUUCGCAGCACGAUGGCGAUCGGAGGCGAUCAAAAGUUUAAAAAGAAAAACGAGAAAAAGCGCUACUUUGAAGAUCCCUUGGAGGAAACAGAAGAACUAUCGGCGCAAGCAUCCGUUAGCAAUGUGAAAAACCGUCCGGCAAAGAUCAUCUUCGACGAUGACGGCCAACAGCGUGUCGUGCCGAAAGACUACACAACCCAAGAGGAUGCCGGUGCGAAACAGCGAACCGGUAACAAGCGGAAACGUGCCCCGGCGGGUCCAACCACCAACGCCCCAGCAGAUUCCGAUAGCGACGAAGAUGAGGAACAGGAUGAAUUAGCCACGCUGUGGUACAAACCAUUCGAAUCGUACAAUCUGGAGGGCGACCGGGAAGAAAUGAAGGAUGCCGAAAUAGCGGAACUGCGCCGCAUUUGUCGGGCAGCGUUUGAAGCGGAAUGUCGCGCCCGCAAGAAGUACGAUCCAUCCGAUGCGAAGUGGUUGCUUAGCGCGCUGGAAAAGGGUACGAUGCGCGAUCGUGCCAAUGCCGGUGCGCUGCUCGUCCAAACGAACCCAUUCUGCCAUCUGCAGGCGCUCGACACGUUGGUUGGCAUGGUGAAAACCUCGAACAAAGGCUACCUGGAUGUGAUGGAAGUGUUGACGGAGCUGAUGCUUAAAUCAUUGAUGCCACCACACCGAAAACUGAUCACGAUACCGUCCCGCGGUACCGAUUGGAAGUAUUUGCAGAAGCAGGAAAAUUUGGAGAAAUCGCGCCGGGACCAGAUUUACGCACAUUGGCACUUUGAGGAUCAGUUGCGCGAGCAUUACUUUGCGUUCGUUAGCAAUCUCACGACGAUACUGCACACCGGCCAAGAGCCGGGCAAGAUGAAAGCGAUCGUGCACGUUUCGAAACUGUUUGCAACCGUGCCGGAAAUGGAACGGUUACUGCUGACGGCGCUCGUGAACAAGUUGGGCGAUCCGUCCCGUAAGGUUGCGGCCAAAGUGUUGCACCAUCUGCAACAGAUCGUUCGUCAGCAUGCGCUCAUGUCGCUGAUCGUGACGUGCGAAACGGAGAAGCUACUGUUCCGUAACAAUGUUGCACCGGCUGCCCAACAAUUUGCCCUAUCGUACCUGGCGUCGAUUGCAGCGUUUGGUGAUUUUGCCACCAGUAAGAAGAUGGUAAACAUAUGCUUUGCGUUCUUUAAGAUUCUCACGGAGAAGGGUGAGAUUAAUUCGCGCAUGAUGCAGUCAAUCCUAACCUGCCUGCGGAAAGCGAUCAAGAACGUGAAGCGGGACGUGGAUCUGGCCGAGGUGGUAGAACCGAAGCUGUUGAACGUGAUCUACCGGAUGAUCCAUCUGGCGGACAUUUCGGUCGGUUGCCAGGGUUUAUCGUUGCUGCUGGAGCUUACCGAGCAUAAGGGCCGCGAGCAGAACCGGUUCUACAAUGCGCUGUACAGGAAAAUGCUCGACCCACAGCUUGCUUCCGUUGGACCGCGCAUAUCGAACAUUUUCUUCUACAUCAUCCAUCGAGCGAUGCAGAACGAUCCCAUACCGGAACGGGCGCAAGCGUUCGUGAAGCGACUGCUGCAGGUUGCGUUCUACUUUCCGCCGGCUCGACUAUGCGGAGCAUUGCUCGUGAUUAGUAAGGUGCUGCGAAAGCGUCGAAUUGUGAUGCGGGAUGGACUUGAACCACCGUCUGACGAUUUGGUGGAAGUUGUGCAGCAAGACUUGAAUGAAACCGAUCGAACGAACGACGGUCCGGGGGAGGGCGAGGAUGAAAAGAAAGUACCGGCGAAGCCGUUACGAAUGCCCAAAAAGUAUGACGCAUUCGCACGGUCGUCAGAGUAUGCUGGGGCACAGUAUACGGUGAGGUAUGAGCUACUGCGUUACCUGUCGUACUUCCAUCCGACGGUACAAAAGUUUGCUCAGUGUAUUCUAACCAAUACGGCCGUAACGUACUAUGGCGAUCCGUUGGUAGAUUUUUCACUGGGCCGUUUUCUCGAUCGGUUCGCGUUUAAGAAUCCGAAGAAACCACGCACGGAAAAGGACGAAAAUGGGGUGGAGCGUUUGCGUCCGCGUAUAAUCGGUGUAGCGCAGCGGAAGAGCGAUUACACGCCGACCGGAUUCCGUGCGCUACCGGUCAAGGCACUCACCAAGGACCAGUGUGCGGAGGAUGAUGAGUACAUUUUCAAAUUCUUAGAGCAGAAGCGAUACCGCCUCCAGCGUGCCAAGGAGCGUAAAGCAAAGAAUGGCGAAGGAGAAGAAGACGACAUCGAUUCCGACGUGGACUCGCUGAAUGACGAUGAGUUCGAUGCGUAUCUCGACACGCUGGGCGUGCCCGGUGGUAAGGGUGGCGAUGCGGACAUUGACGGUGGGGCCGAGGUCGACUUUAUGCAGGAGCUCGAGCAGGAGCUGGCCAAGGAGCGGAAGGAUCGUAAAAAGUCGGCCGGCAAGAAAACGGAUGACGGCGACGAGGAUGAUGCGCUGGACGAUUGGGACGAUGUGGAAGGCGAAGAGGACGAUGUGGAGGACGAUUCGGACGAUGACGAUCGGCCCCGAGCUGGCCGGGUACGGCGUGACCCGAUCGAGGAGGAUGGAGAGUUUAGCGAUGGUGGUAGCAUUUCGCUGGACGAGGACGAAGAUGAUUUCGAUGGAGAUGAGAUGAUGGAGGACGACGACGACGACGACGCGUCGGAAGGUGAAGAACAGUUGGACGGCGAGACGGAAGACGAGGAAAAACCGGCCGUGAAGAAACGCAAGAAGCUUUCCUCCAAAACGAAGACCGUUGGCGGCGGCGGCAUGGUGAGUGAACGGGAGUUUGCCCGUAAGCUGAAGACUGCCGACAUGAGCUCGCUGUUUGCGGCCGCGGAUGACUUUUCCGAGCUGUUGGAGAGCAAUACGGUGGAUGCGGCGAUGGCCGGUGGUGGAGGAAAGGGCAAAAAGAAGGCCGGUGGCGGUUCGAUCGCGAAAGCGAGCAAACAGAAGCUGUUCGAUAGUCACGGUACGGAGGCGGAGGUGUACAAUCAGGACGAGUCGUCGGUGAAACAGUUGGCCUGGGAAGCGACACGGUUUAGUGAUCGCGGGGGAAAUCGUUUUGGCGGUGGACGGGGUGGUCGAGGAGGGCGAGGAGGGCGGGGAGGAGUUGGACGUGGAGGGCCAGGUAAGUCACAUUUCCAGAAGCGCGGUGGUGGCAGAGGAGGAAGAGGAGGUGGCAAACAGUUUGGUGGCCGUGGACGGAAGUAAGUGGGGGGGCAGGUAAUAGCAGAAGUUGGAAGGAAUAGGAAAAAGGAAAAAGGAGCUGAAAUGUAGUUUUGGUUUACCUAUGUUUUUGUGUAAAAGCUA
Anopheles stephensi (Asian malaria mosquito) is the source of this 3360-nucleotide messenger RNA. RefSeq names its product CCAAT/enhancer-binding protein zeta (gene Noc1). Gene Ontology annotation, cellular component: nucleus. The coding region runs from base 55 to 3261 and encodes 1068 amino acids. The record is from RefSeq and is a predicted model, not a curated record. The transcript has 3 exons. NCBI's taxonomy places the organism in Eukaryota, Metazoa, Arthropoda, Insecta, Diptera, Culicidae.